Molecule: messenger RNA, 2229 nt
Organism: Haliotis rubra (blacklip abalone)
Lineage: Eukaryota; Metazoa; Mollusca; Gastropoda; Lepetellida; Haliotidae
Product: ras-related protein Rab-1A
Exons: 7
Coding region: 140-757 (205 amino acids)
Molecular function (GO): GTPase activity; GTP binding
Source: RefSeq, a predicted model, not a curated record
AGCCAAUUGAGAAUCGGAAGAAGGAAGCCAUCUUUAUUCGCAGGCGUAUAUGUCUGCCAACGUCGAAGCUGUGCAAUAGCCCAUAUUACACCUUUUGUUGAUCAUAGACUUUUAAUUUGUGAUUUCUGUAUAUAGGAAUAUGUCAACUAUGAAUCCUGAGUAUGACUACCUGUUCAAACUCCUGUUGAUAGGCGACUCUGGUGUAGGAAAGUCCUGUCUACUCCUGAGGUUUGCUGAUGAUACAUACACAGAAAGCUACAUCAGUACAAUUGGUGUGGAUUUCAAAAUCAGAACAAUAGAAUUGGAUGGGAAAACAAUCAAACUGCAGAUAUGGGACACAGCUGGUCAAGAAAGAUUCCGAACAAUUACAUCUAGUUACUACAGAGGUGCUCAUGGUAUCAUCGUUGUUUAUGAUGUGACGGAUCAGGAGUCAUUCAACAAUGUGAAGCAGUGGCUGCAGGAGAUUGACAGGUAUGCCAGUGAGAAUGUCAACAAGCUGCUGGUCGGCAACAAAUGUGACCUCACCACCAAGAAAGUCGUCGACUAUACCACAGCCAAGGAGUAUGCAGAUCAACUAGGAAUACCUUUCCUAGAGACAAGUGCGAAAAAUGCUACAAACGUUGAACAAGCAUUUAUGACGAUGGCUGCAGAAAUCAAGAAUCGCAUGGGUCCAGUGACGGCAGCCUCAGAAAAUAAACCUAGUGUAAAAAUUAAUUCUAGCACCCCAGUCAAACAGGGCGGCGGGGGCUGCUGCUAAGGCUGCCAACAUCUUAUGUGGACUCCAUUCUUUUAUGUCAACUAAGGGAUACCGACAAUGGGGCAGACAGCAUGAGGACAGAACUAGACACACACAGUUGCUCUAAGACAUCAGCAGUUUGAUCCUCAUUUGAUGUGGUGGGACAUCUUGCUUGUCUUGGACAACCUGCAGUGGCAGUGACUGAAUUGUUGUAAGGUAUUUUGUCUACAAGAUAAUAGCUAAAAGAUGUGUCAUUGUAAUAUCAUUAUGUAAGAAAGAACACUGUCCUAAUGACAGUAUCUGAUUUGAUUUUAUUGUUAAACUAUUAGAUUAUUUAUUCUCAGUCUCUUGUCAAAUAAUAUAUUUACUCUCUAAGGUCAAUGGGAUGAGUGCUGUUUUUCGCUCUAAGGGAGAUAACUCAUAUUGGCAUCUGUACCCAUGCUAGCAUCACCGGGAAGAGUGAGACAGAUUAAGAAAUUUUUAUCAUGCAAACUGCAAAUAACUUGCACAUUGUAAUUGCACUCCUGUUUUCGUAUACCAAUGAAUGAGUGGACAUUUGUAUUUAUUUGGUUUCUUCACCUGUGAUCGAUAAAUUUGCAGUUUGUAACCAAGUGCUCAAUAAGAAUUUUAUAUAAACAAGGCUUCAAGCCCUCCUCUCCCUACUGUUGCUAGCUUGGAUCAAGUGUUAAGUGGUGUGAUUAUACUAAAGAAAAUUGUGUAAUUCUGAGUCCAAUUUUUAAGGUAAAUCCAGUCCCGUCAUACUAAGCCAGCUGUGACUUGUCAACAUUGAAUGUGCUUGAUGAUUGUACAUUUGUGGAUUCAUUUAUUCUUUUCACCCACUGGGUUGGUAUUGUAUAUUGAUAUAUAAUAUUUGCAAAUAGUGUUAUGUAGAGGAGGAAUAUUAGAUAAUGCUUUUUCUUUGAACUUUGCCUGAAAUAUGCUCUUCAUCAGUAAACACUUUUGACAAUUUGAGAGAAGGCAUUCCUGAAAGAUUCACUGUAAAAUGUGAGCCUGUGUUAAUUGGUUUCGUACAUUAUUCCAGUGCUGGUUGUGUAGCUUUAGGUUCUUCAGUAUGUUUCUACAGCAUCUCCAUUGUGCUGAUUUCUGUGUUCAUCUUUGUCGUCCAUAUCAGUGGUAACUGGAGAAUGUGUGAGCAAGGUGUGAUGGCAUGACACGGUGACCUGACCUGACCUCGAAUGGGAAAGGUGAAGGUCACCAGCCAAAUGAAUACAUGCUGUAUCCUAUGGUUGUAGUAUAAUGUCCGAAAGACGAAAGAACGAGAGGUCUGUGCAUCAUCUCAUUGUUGACCAUCCAGCUACACAUCCCCUUCCCCUCCAUCAUAAUUUCUGCUAACUAAGAUAUAUUUUUUAAACUUGUGUAUGUUCUUGCUACUCCCCGCCCGAGCAAGCAGGCUAUGUGUACAGCCUUCUGAGCUUACUUGAUACCAGCACUGUACCAUCUAUCAACAAUAAAACACUUGUAAAUAUCACAAA